AUGCCGAACAAAAAGUCCAAGUCCAGUGGCUCUAAAGGCCGGGCUCCUGCUUCAGGCACGCCACAGAUUCCAGCAUCCGACUCUCCGACGCAGACCAAAGUUCCUGCACCCACCACUACUUCUGCCUCAACGGAGGACUUCAAGGCCAAAAAUGCUCGAGCGAAAGCCCUGAUCAUGUCAACCCUCGUGCCCGGUAGCGAACCGUGGAAGAUUGCCGAACCACUCGAGCUGGCCUCGGAUAUUUGGAAAGCGUUGGAAGAAAAGUACGCGCCGAAAGAUGGGACUAGUAGAUCUAGUGGGAAGAAGAACACAGGCGCCCGGGACAAGAACGAGAACGAGAAGAAACCCUCCAGCUCGGUGUCGUCGUCGGAUUUUAUGGGCGACUGGGUGGAGGGCAAGCCGCUGGAUAAGUAUCUCGACUUGUAUAAGUCUGACAUUCUGGCUAAGGCAAAGUCCGACCUGGGAAUAGCCAAUGUCGAAGCCAUUCCUCACACGCCCAAGUCGAUGAAGCAGUUACCAAUCCCAGACCAUGUUCUCGACGAAAUGAGAGCGGCUUUAUUCCCGAAUGGGCCUCCAGAGCCUCCCAAGCCUCGUGCAACAACGGUGCCACCUGCUUCGACUCCUGCGGCAGCGCCAUCAGCCGUGUCAUCGACGACUUCAUCACAGUGGGUCGCCAGUCCGGUCAGACAUGACUCUUACCUCAGUGAAAGCCAGGCCCUUGCUUUCGCAUCGUACGAUCUGGAGCGAAAGAAGCAGAUACAGGUUGCAGCUACAAAGGUGCUGAUGCAGAAGCUCCCAACUCGCGAUCUUCGCCUACUGUGGGCCGUGCUGUACGGUGGUGAUGACUCUCCUUGGCCAGGAUCGUGGUCAACGGUCAUCCCUGGCGUGACCCAAGCGGCGGCACAGUUGAAGGACUUUGAAGUGUGA
Capronia coronata CBS 617.96 is the source of this 927-nucleotide messenger RNA. RefSeq lists its product as uncharacterized. The transcript has a single exon. The coding region runs from base 1 to 927 and encodes 308 amino acids. The record is from RefSeq and is a predicted model, not a curated record. Lineage: Eukaryota; Fungi; Ascomycota; Eurotiomycetes; Chaetothyriales; Herpotrichiellaceae.